UUUUACCAGAUGCCUUGUUGAGAGAAGGAAAAGUUCACUUUCAUAUCACGAGGAGAAGUUCACUUUCAUUUCACAAAGAAAAGUUCACUUUCAUUUCACGUGGAGAAGUACAGUUUCAUUUUGACUGAUGGACCCUCCCAUCAAUGCAGAGACCAAUAUAAAGGCAGAGACAUCUACGUUGAACAAUAUACCGUCAAGAUGGUGAUUGAAGUCAUUUUUGUUGCGAUGUGCCUGCUUGUGUCUCAAGCAAAAGGACUGCAGUGCAUUACAUGCACUAAUGUGGGUGGAUCUUGCAGUGGAGACUCACAGCAGUGUCCCGCAGGUGCUGACUCGUGUGCCAGCGCCACCGCUGCAACUGUAGCAGGGGGUUCAACUGCUGAAGUAAAUGUCAAAAGCUGCGCCCCAUCUGCACAAUGUAUCAAUGGUUCCCUGAACUUAGGAAGUGUAAGGGUCACACAGAGCACCUUGUGCUGUAACACUGACAACUGCAACACCGGAAGUCCUCCAGCUCCAGUAGUUGGCACGGUCAAUGGGAGGCAGUGUUUCACCUGUGAGUCGGCGGACUGCUCAUCAAGGAUUCAAUGUGCCGGUGAUGAGGAUCGCUGUCUCUCUGCAACAGUUAGUGCAGCUGGACAGAGCUCUACCGUAAAGGGCUGUGCUACCCAAAGUAUGUGCUCUGGAGGGGCUUCACAGUCGCUGGGCUCGUUGUCUGCGGAAGUGACCUGCUGUGAGGGGAAUCUGUGCAACGGUAAUGGAAUUGCCUCGAGUGCCUCGCCUGCUACACAGAGUGUUGGAGUUGCCUCGAGUGCCUCGCCUGCUACACAGAGUGUUGGAGUUGCCUCGAGUGCCUGCAGUGCUACACACAGUGUCCUGUUCCUGCUGUGGCCCCUGGGCUCUGUUCUGCUCUUCCACUGAGCUGGCUUCAUCUCAGGGUGACUCCUCUGCUUGGAGAUGGGCUGCUAUUUUCAACACAAACUUGUUAAUGGCUGUUAAAGUAAAUAAACAAAGAUUUGUUUUCA
Messenger RNA from Clupea harengus (Atlantic herring), 1019 nucleotides. RefSeq names its product phospholipase A2 inhibitor and Ly6/PLAUR domain-containing protein-like. The coding region runs from base 199 to 915 and encodes 238 amino acids. The record is from RefSeq and is a predicted model, not a curated record. The transcript is spliced from 5 exons. Lineage: Eukaryota; Metazoa; Chordata; Actinopteri; Clupeiformes; Clupeidae.